AUGGCUGAGAUUGAUAUCAACUACCAUCGGGUUGGUGGUUGCACCUUUGAUCUUACAACUAGAUACGCGGGCUUAAAACUUUUAGGAGUUGGAGCACAUGGUGUUGUCUGUGCCGGCACUGAUCUUCUGAGAAAUGAAGGGGUUGCUAUCAAGAAGGUUCACUUGCCGUUCAAGACGAGCCAGGAUGCCAAGCGAAUCUUCAGAGAAGUCAUAUACUUACGUGACAUCUUCGUCUCGCGUCUUGAAGAUAUCUAUAUUGUCACUGAGCUCCUCAGUACGGACUUGGCACAUAUUAUUCGGUCCAAACCAAUGGAUAAUCAAUUUGUGCAAUAUUUCUUCUAUCAGAUAAUGCGUGGCCUGAAAUACAUUCACUCGGCAGGCGUGAUCCAUAGAGAUCUGAAACCAAGCAAUAUUUUAGUAGAUGAAAACUGCGAUCUCAAGAUUUGUGAUUUUGGCUUGGCCAGGAUCGUGGAUUCGACUAUGACGGGCUAUGUAACGACCCGGUACUAUCGAGCCCCUGAGACAAUGCUUACCUGGCAAGAGUAUAAUGUUGAGAUUGACAUGUGGAGCGCUGGGUGUAUCCUGGCUGAAAUGAUUGAAGGAAGUCCUCUCUUCCCAGGCCACAGUCACCCAGACCAACUUCUCAUCAUUGUAGAUCUUCUUGGCUCCGUUCCGAACAAUGUAAUAAGGAAAAUCGCGUCUCAAAAUACAUCGCAUUUUGUUGAAUCGCUGCCCCCUCGUGCAAGACAACCAUUCAGGAACAGAAUCAAAAAAGCGGACCCGGCGGCUCUCGAUAUCCUGGAGAGAUUGCUUGUAUGGGAUCCGAGUCAAAGAUUGAGCGCGGCAGGUGCCCUCUCUCGUGAAUAUCUGAGCAAGUACCAUGAUCCGACCGAUGAGCCGGUGGCUGGAGAAUUAUUCGAUUGGAUCUUGGUAGAGGCGGAUCAUAGCAUCGACUCUCUGAAAUCUCUGGUAUUUACUGAGAUUUUGGAUCAUUUUGGAACAAAUUUGGAAGAAUAUAAUGCAUGGGGAUGA
Molecule: messenger RNA, 1032 nt
Organism: Penicillium malachiteum
Lineage: Eukaryota; Fungi; Ascomycota; Eurotiomycetes; Eurotiales; Aspergillaceae
Product: Mitogen-activated protein kinase HOG1
Exons: 9
Coding region: 1-1032 (343 amino acids)
Biological process (GO): osmosensory signaling pathway; stress-activated MAPK cascade; cellular response to oxidative stress
Cellular component (GO): cytoplasm; nucleus
Molecular function (GO): ATP binding; MAP kinase activity
Source: RefSeq, a predicted model, not a curated record